CGGCUGAUUUCCACCGGGAGGGAGACAGUGCCCCAGGGCCUCGACCUCCCUGUAUCUGCGCGGGCCGAUCAGGUCCAUCCUGGGCCCCCUGCCUGCCCUGGGCUUCCCACGGGCGGGCCCUUCUCGCCUCCCCCCCGGCCACUGGCGGGGGGUGUCUCCCCCGCUUUCACACUGGCCCGAAGUGAGGACGGGCCCCUCGCUUCCUCGUCAGCCGUAGGCUCGAGAGCUCCCACCUGCAGGGCCCUGGCCGGGUGAUGUCUCCAUGCCCCAGCAGCUCCGGUUCAGUAGUUCCCCUGCCCCCUUAUACCCGUUUACCCUGUUGUGUGAUGGUAGCAAAUCAGAAACAUCGCGGGAGCAGAGUGUAGGAUAGAGAAGAUAAAUCUCUUGUUUGAAGAGGCAGCAGAAGUGUAGCCCCAGGGGCUGCUGCUCGUGGCUGUUCCACAAGCUACAGUGCCUCCUUGGAAGAUACAUAAGCUUUAACAGCCACAUUGGGCUUUGACAUGUGAUACAUGCCUGCUAUAUACCUAAGACUUGAUCGGCAUUACCAGCUUAUGUUGCUAUAACCACGUCGCUCAAAGGUGUGGAAAAUCCACACCUCUGAGUGACGUAGUUAUACUGACCUAACCCCCAUUGUAGACCCUGCUAUGCCGGCAGGAGGGCUUCUCCCAUUGACAUAGCUCCUGCCUUUCGCUUAGGUGGAUUAACUAUGCCGACAGUAGCAGCUCUCCUGUUGGCGUAGUCAUGUCUUCACUGAAAUGCAGCAGCUGCACUGGUUCAGCACUGUAAGUGUAGACACGUCCUUCUAUAGCGCUUUACACCCUGGGGGUGUUUGGUAUCAUUAACCCUGUUUCACAGACUGGAGAACUGUAGUUUACAGGUGAGGUACAGAGAGGUGAAGUGACUUCUUUGUAGCCUGUUUGCCUGAACUGGAGUAAAAACUCUGGAGCUCCGGCCCCUUAUUUUAGCUGCUGCCUAGUGGUCUUGUUGCCUUCUUACAAAAGGACUGUUAGCAAGAUGCAGAAUAGAUGCAAAAAGGCUGACCUUGCCAACCAAACAGGAUUCGUUGGUAUUCUGAAGUGAGCAGUGCCAGGUGAAUGAAGUCAGAAUGUGGGGAAGUUCUGCAUUCUGAAUGUCUGGUGAGGGUAUCCUCUUGUCCUUCAUCCCCAAAAAGUUUACUAGAGGGACUGAACAGUUCAAGGGAUUGAUGGAUACAAUCCUUUACUUCUGCAUUGCUUCAUCAAGUCCAGUCUGGCUAAGGAGCUGAAAUAACUAGGAGCUGAUGGCUGUUCAGGUGUCAGUAAUUAACACUGUGGACACCUCUCAUGAGGACAUGAUUCAUGAUGCUCAGAUGGAUUAUUAUGGUACUCGAUUAGCAACCUGCUCCUCUGACAGAUCUGUAAAAAUCUUUGAUGUAAGGAAUGGAGGGCAGAUCCUCAUAGCUGACCUGAGAGGCCACGAAGGUCCUGUGUGGCAAGUUGCCUGGGCUCAUCCCAUGUAUGGAAAUAUUCUGGCCUCGUGUUCCUACGACAGGAAAGUUAUUGUCUGGAAGGAAGAAAAUGGCACUUGGGAAAAGACAUAUGAGUACACUGGGCAUGACUCCUCGGUGAAUUCCGUCUGCUGGGCACCACAUGACUAUGGCUUGAUCCUGGCCUGCGGGAGCUCUGAUGGGGCCAUUUCAUUGUUGAGCUACACAGGCGAUGGGCAGUGGGAAAUCAAAAAGAUCAGCAAUGCGCAUACUAUCGGCUGUAAUGCUGUUAGCUGGGCCCCUGCAGUUGUACCAGGAAGCCUUAUAGACCAGCCAUCUGGCCAAAAACCAAAUUACAUCAAAAGAUUUGCAUCGGGUGGCUGUGACAACCUCAUCAAGAUUUGGAAAGAGGAAGAUGGCCAGUGGAAGGAAGAACAGAAGCUGGAGGCUCACAGUGACUGGGUCCGAGAUGUAGCCUGGGCUCCCUCCAUAGGUUUGCCAACAAGUACCAUUGCCAGCUGUUCACAGGAUGGCAGAGUGUUCAUCUGGACUUGUGACGAUGCCUCUGGAAAUUCAUGGUCACCAAAAUUGCUGCACAAGUUCAAUGAUGUAGUGUGGCACGUUAGCUGGUCUAUUACUGCAAACAUUCUUGCUGUGUCAGGAGGAGACAACAAAGUCACUUUAUGGAAGGAAUCAGUAGACGGACUGUGGGUGUGCAUCAGCGAUGUCAAUAAGGGCCAAGGAGCAGUGUCUGCUAUUACAGAGGGUCAGCAGAACGAACAAUGACAGAUGGAUUUAAUAGCACACUAGUUGCAACGCAAGGAGAUUAAUCACUUAACAUGAUUUAUAUGACCCUUCUAGAUAUAUGAAAAUCUGAUGAACAUCCUGUAACCGUUAAUGGUAAAAGCUACAAACGCAGUAUUGAUCAUCAGCCUUAAUGUCAGUUUUCUGAAAUUGAAGAUGAACUGUAGAGCAAAAUAUUGUGCCCUGUGCAGUUCCUUUCUGAUGUGUAAUCAGAACCUCCCUUCCUCUACAUGAUCAGGGUCUGACUUGUUCUUUUUGCUGGAGGACUUUGGCUAACUCAAUUGAGGACAUCACAGAUAAGUACUGAAACUUGAGCUGUGGCUCUCCUGGUGGAAAGGAGCCUCUGACCAAGGCUCAACAUCCCCUUCUUCAGAGGAGGGCUGGGAGAGCUUUCAGCUUGAGCUGUGCUCUCCCCACUCAAGUACCCUAAAGACUUGCCAGAGUCCUUCACCAAAAGAGAAUCCAAUCCUGAUACCUAGUGAAAACAACUUGGGGGUAAGACGAAGGACCACACAGAAACUACCUUCAUAUGGAAAGUAGCAGUGAAGUGUACAAAGGUAUUAUCGCUUUACAAUUUGCCUUUACAUUUGGUUGAAAGUUCUUAUUUAAAAAUUUCCCAAAUCUUCAAAGCUAUUAAUUUUAAACUAUUUCUUUUUUAGACACUUUUGUGUACUGUACCUCAGGUGUUUUUUGGUUUCAAUAAAAAUGGAAUAAAGUCCUAUUGGUUACAA
Chelonia mydas (Green sea turtle) is the source of this 3000-nucleotide messenger RNA. It is a transcript of the gene SEC13, whose product is annotated as SEC13 homolog, nuclear pore and COPII coat complex component. Gene Ontology annotation, biological process: positive regulation of TOR signaling; COPII-coated vesicle budding; protein import into nucleus. Gene Ontology annotation, molecular function: structural molecule activity; protein binding. The record is from RefSeq and is a predicted model, not a curated record. Lineage: Eukaryota; Metazoa; Chordata; Testudines; Cheloniidae. The coding region runs from base 1280 to 2251 and encodes 323 amino acids. The transcript is spliced from 9 exons. Gene Ontology annotation, cellular component: nuclear pore outer ring; COPII vesicle coat.